This is a messenger RNA of Mirounga angustirostris (Northern elephant seal), 10334 nucleotides long. It is a transcript of the gene RNF150, whose product is annotated as ring finger protein 150. Bases 667 to 1983 code for a protein of 438 amino acids. The transcript has 7 exons. Lineage: Eukaryota; Metazoa; Chordata; Mammalia; Carnivora; Phocidae. The record is from RefSeq and is a predicted model, not a curated record.
AUAUACGGACAUACACAGACUUCGUACUCCCCUCCGGCCGCUCUCUCCCUCUGCCCCCGAGCCGCCCCUUCUCCGGCAAGUGUGGCCCGGGUGCGGCCACCCGGCGAAGAGAGGAGCGCAGCGUCCCCAGCGCUAGGGAGCCGGCGCGCCGCAGAAGCUGCCGCCGCGCCAGCAGCCGGAUCCACUCACCCGAGCGCUCGGCGGCGGCGGCGGCCGGGACGCCCUCGGCAGCACCUCGGGCUUCGAGCAGCCGCGCCCGCCCCGCCGGGGCCGGAGCGCGCGGAGCCGCCCCCCCGCAGCUCCUGGGGCCCCUGCCACCCCUAUGAGAGAAGCAGAAGCCGCGCCGAGGAGCCGGACACUCGGCCGCUGGACCCCUGCGCAAGCCCAAGCGCCUCCUCCGCCCGCGCCCCUGCAGCGCCGCUGAAGCGAAAUGCAGCCGCCACGCUCCAGCUGAAAGGGGAAGGGGCCGGCGCCAUCCCCUCGCUCGGAAUCCGGCCCCCGCGGCGGCUGCGCAUCCCGGCCGCGGGCCCUCGGGUCCCCGGAGUGAACGGGAGGAGGAGGAGGAGGAGAAGCCGCCGGCCCGGGGUUGGCCGGGGCUGGGGAGGAGGGACGGGACGGGGCGGGGGGAGGGCGCGGGGGGCGGGAAGGGGGCCCCGGCGGAUAAAGAUGGCAAGGUCUCUCAUCCAAGCGUGCCGUAGUCUGGCUCUCUCAACAUGGCUGCUUUCCUUUUGUUUCGUGCAUCUGCUCUGCCUGGACUUCACCGUGGCUGAGAAGGAGGAAUGGUACACCGCCUUCGUGAACAUCACCUACACGGAGCCCGCGCCGGCCCCCGGGCCCGGAGUGGCGGGCGGCGGCGGCACCGAGCUGCACACCGAGAAGACGGAGUGCGGGCGCUACGGGGAGCACUCGCCCAAGCAGGACGCCCGCGGGGAGGUGGUCAUGGCCAGCUCGGCCCACGACCGCCUAGCCUGCGACCCCAACACCAAGUUCGCCGCCCCGGCCCACGGCAAGAACUGGAUAGCCCUCAUCCCCAAAGGCAACUGCACGUACAGGGAUAAGAUCCGGAACGCGUUCCUACAGAACGCCUCCGCGGUGGUCAUCUUCAACGUGGGCUCCAACACCAACGAGACCAUCACCAUGUCCCAUGCAGGUGUAGAAGACAUUGUGGCAAUAAUGAUUCCUGAGCCAAAAGGAAAGGAGAUAGUAAGCCUGCUGGAAAGGAACAUCACGGUGACCAUGUACAUCACCAUUGGAACCCGGAACUUGCAGAAAUAUGUGAGCCGCACUUCGGUUGUGUUUGUCUCCAUCUCUUUCAUCGUCCUGAUGAUCAUAUCCCUCGCAUGGCUGGUCUUUUAUUAUAUCCAGAGGUUUCGAUAUGCAAAUGCCAGGGACAGGAACCAGCGCCGACUGGGAGAUGCAGCAAAGAAAGCUAUCAGCAAGCUCCAGGUCAGAACCAUCAAGAAGGGUGACAAGGAGACAGAACCCGAUUUUGAUAACUGUGCAGUUUGCAUUGAAGGGUACAAGCCCAAUGACGUCGUGCGGAUCUUGCCCUGCCGGCAUCUUUUCCACAAGUCCUGUGUUGACCCUUGGCUUCUAGACCAUCGCACCUGUCCCAUGUGCAAGAUGAACAUUCUUAAAGCCCUAGGGAUCCCGCCCAACGCCGACUGCAUGGAUGACUUGCCCACCGACUUCGAGGGAUCUCUGGGAGGCCCACCCACCAACCAGAUCACAGGCGCGAGCGACACGACUGUAAAUGAAAGUUCAGUCACUCUGGACCCUGCUGUCCGGACGGUGGGAGCCUUGCAGGUGGUCCUGGAUACAGACCCCACCCCGCAGGAAGGAGAAGUCAUCUUUACUACUAACAGUGAGCAGGAACCAGCUGUAAGCAGUGAUUCUGACAUCUCGCUGAUUAUGGCCAUGGAAGUUGGACUAUCUGAUGUAGACCUUUCCACUGACCAAGACUGUGAAGAGGUCAAGUCUUGAAACGGUGACUAUAGAACAAAGGGAUGGUAGGACCCCAGGGGAAGGAAGGGAGGAGAACCUCAAGAAUUGGACCGGCUACACACACCUCCAGAACCACUUGGUAACUCCACGGCGCUCGGCUUAAGAAUGGUAAUGAAAGCAAUAUCCAAAGUCAUGUUAAUCAGGAAGCCGUCUCUCCAUCUGUACAACAGUCCACGGCCUUGGCAGCUGAGAAGUCGAAAGCUGAUUUUCCCUCCCAUGUCCUUGUAGACACACACACUUCAGAAGCUCCUAAAACAGACAGGACACAUUUAGGGCUUCUUAGUUUUAUUUCCUUUUCUUCCAGGUCUUGUUUUGUUGUUUGGGGAAUGUGGUUUGAUUUCUUUGGCAGUUUCUUUUUAAAGACUGUGUGCAGUUUACAUGAUGUCCACCCCUUUGGUUGACUCCAGCUUUUGUAGAGAGUUCUGUUUCGAAGCACCAGUUCCUGCUAUGAUCAGUUUGUACACGCCAUCUCUGAGAUGAAUGGCCAUGACCUCUCAGCAUGAAGUGUGCAUGGCUUUGGGAAGUGCCUCAGCACCCUGAAAUAGUCUAAGGCCAGCUUUCCUUAAGAAUCUAAAUUCUUUUAAGUGGAUCUUAAAGAUCCUAGCUGCCAGAGACCCUAGCACUAAGCUCUGACUCUGCUGAGGCUACUAAUUAUUUACAGCCACAUCACGCUGGUUUCCACUUGCCUGGCUCUGUUAAUGGCCCACGUGACGUGAGAAAGAAGCUUCAUUUUUGCUUGGAUCUUAAAGACUUUGACUGAAAUUCCAAACUCCGAAGUCGCCCUCCAGGGCUGUAGCGCUGUUCUUCAUGACUGACUGUAGGGCUUGUAGCUGGGACUGCAAGCCCAGUUUUAAGACCAUAUACCACAUAUUCUUCCCAAAAGCAAAAAUGUCUGUGAUCUUGGUCUCCCCAAGGCUAGAACAGUCUUUUUUUCCCUCCACAAGUGGCUUCUGCAGGCAAUGGAGGCUUCAGAAGAGACCCAAUCCUCUGGGAGCCCAGUGUCCAACACAGUGGGGGCUGAGGGAGUGCCAGGGUUUUACCUUAAUCCCAACACACUUCUGUUAAACCUCACCAGACCUCAAGGGAGGGCUUAGGGGAAUCCUUAGUAGAUUGCUUCCCAGGGCUCCCCGAGUACAUCUAAAUACCAAGUGAGGAGGGACGUGUGAUUUGAUAAACCACUUGAUCUAAAAAGUAUAGCAUGGGAAUUUGCGAACCAAGUUUCUCCUGACGGAGAGAGACAAAGAGGGAGAGGAAAAGAGGCAUCCAAUCGAUACUGAGACCCACUGGCAUUUUUAAACUACUUACGUUUUUAUUCUUUUUUUGUAACUAUGACAGAGAUGUGCUAUUUUUUCAGUGGGCAAUUUUGUAAUACAUUUAGACUGUCCAGAUGCAGAGAUGACUAAGGUAGUGAACGGUUUCCCUGGACAAUCACGGAUCACCUCAUCCUCUGUAAGAAGGCGACGCGGCUGCGUGGGUUACUAAGAAGGAGAGCUUUUCUCACUGAGGUAUUUACAUCUUUGACGAGGCUUUUCCACCUCAUUACACUAAUACUCAUCCAAAAACCAGAGUUGGGCUGUGUCGUAAAUCCCCGCUGCCCUGCUGAAACAUGCAGUGGAUGUCAAGGGAGUGGAUGCCAGACUACUGGUUGCUCUUUUUUCACCAUCUUUAAUGAUUUCCUAUUUGAUGCUUUCUAAGUAGGCAGCAAGGCAUGGAAAAUGAUUACCACCUUCAGAAAUUUCACCUCUCUCUGGGAGUCUCACACGUCCUGUAAUGAAACCCAGUGUCAGUGUGCGAAGGCAGGCAAGGGGGGCAGGAGUCCUGGGGCUGAGCCACAUGUUUGCUGGGCCUCAUCUUCUCCCUUCUCCCUCAUCUGUGAAAUGAAGGAGUUUCACAAGAUGAUGGCCAAAGCUCCUUCUGGCCUUAAGACUGCUAAUGAGCGUGGGGCAGGGGGGGGGAAUCCAUGUUUUGGCAAAUGGGGAUGACAUAUAGCUGCCUUCCUACCUUAGGGAGGCAGUUCCUCGACACGUAACAGACAUUAAUGGCUUCUGGGAUUCAGCACUCCUAUGUUGCUGAGAAUGAAUAUCGACAUGAUGCAAGGUUGAAGUCCAAGUAAGAGUGGUUUUGUUUUGCCUUGUUUUAAAACCACUGUUAGUCACAGAGUUUGUAAUCUCUGGAUACCUUCAUAUCCUAGUCCUCGAUGUGGGAUUCUUCAUCUCAAGGUGUUUCUUGUUCUUGGUCAGCAUGGGUUACACCAUGUGCUCCUUCAGUCAGCUCUACCUGAAGCACAUUUGGGUGUUAACUUAGGUCAAAUGGAAUUAGAAGGAUAAUCCAACAGCAAAAGAAAUACAAAUUGUAUUCCAUACCCAGGAGAGAAAAUGCCUUUUGGACUGCAUAGUUCUCCAUUUGAUGAGUGUUGUCUCUUCCUGCCGGUGACCUCUGAGGCCUAUGACUUUACCCCAAGGAGGUUCUGCUACAAAACCCUUGAGCCUGGGAGGCUCUCCAUUUACCAAAGGUUUUUUUCCAGAGGAUUUUCCUGUGGCUUUGGUGGUUAAAAAAAACAAAAAAAGUUUAACCAGCAUAGAAGGGUUUAAAAGAAUGAAAACCUUCUCCCAUAACCUUCUUCACCACCUUCCCCCUACCUCCCAAAGAGGAAAUUCUGAGCUGGGAACCCUCUAAAAGUAUAUGCAAACUUUAUGCAUAUUUACAGAUGCACAUUUUUCUAUAAUGAGUGUCCAGACCAGCACUAUCCAAUGGAAAUAUAAUGCAAGUCACCCAUGUAAAUUUUACAUUUUCUACUGGCUACAUUUUAAAAAGUAAAAAGGAACAGUUCAAAAUAAUUUUAAUAAUAUAUUUAAUCUUUUUGUUUCAACAUGUAAAAAGUAUAAGUGAAAUAUUUUACAUUCUUUUUUGUACUAAGUCCUCUAAACCCAUCGUGUGUUUAAGCUCCCACCAUGCCUCACUUUGGACUAGCUACAUCUCCAGCUCUGUCUCAACAGCCACAUGUGACCCGUGGCUUCCAGCUGGACAGCGCAGGUCCAGAGCUGCUCCAGAAUUCUCACAAGAUCCCCUGACCCUUGCAAAGAAAAAAAAAAAGUUAAAACCUAAUUACCUCCAGAGAGAACUAGACUCCACCCAAGUUGCCUAAUGAGAGGCCCAAAGAUCUGUUUAUUUUGUAAUGGGUAAAUAUUCAGGCCAUUCUUUUUGAAAUUUCUGCCUGACCUUUCUAACCAUACACUGAUGUCCAUUACUGUUACCAUUACUUUGCUGACCAGUUUUUUUUUUUAAAAAGUCACACAAACCAUGUUGAUUUGGUGCUGAAACAAAAUUAUCUCCCUCACGUCUAAGACAAACCUUUAGACUGGUAUGUGGCACUCAGGAGCCAAAGAGAAUUCCAUCCAACUUCACCUCAACCAUUAGUUCUCCUGCUUCCGGGCUGGCAGAAGGCCUUGUCCCGGUGCCAGUGCCCCCUGGGGAUUUGAGGGGGGAAAGUGGGAAGUUACGUACUGACUGCAAAUACAAGACUGAGUGGCCUCGUUGAGAAGAAGUCUUUGGGGUUGUGACUGCCCAGCCCUAUUGGGUGAAUCAUGACAGCCAACAAUCGCCAGCUCUCAACUCAGAAGUCAGCAUCCUCUCUCACCCGAAGGCUGUGGGCAAGAAAGGGAGCAUUUCCAUUCCCUCAGAAGAACUGAGAGUCACCUCUAGGAAUUGCCUCUUCCGUGUGGCUGAUCCCUUUGAGAAGAACUGAGCCCUGAUCAUGAAUACAGCAGCUAAACAUUGAUUUAGUCUCCAGGGCUUAGUUACCCCUGAAAUAUUAACUCCAUCACCUAGGCAGGACGAAGGGGAGUUAGAAAAAGGCAGAAAGUGAAUAGUGGAGGGGCGCCUGGCUGGCUCAGUCGGUAGAGCAUGUGACUCUUGAUCUUGGGGGCGUGAGUUCGAGCCCCACAUUGGAUGUAGAGAUUACUUAAAAAAAAAAAAAAAAAUUCUAAAAAAAAAAGAAUAGUGGCAAAAGCACCUACCUAUUCUGACAUCACCUGGUCAUGAUGGUAACCGUGGAGGCAAAUCCCUGUCCAAAGAUUGUUUUCAGCAUUUCCCUCGUUCUGGACAUUCACAGGUCUGGGUUUGGUUAUGUCAGAAACCACAAUGCCCAAUGGCUACUUCAGAAAAUGCUGACAUCCUUGUGGCCUCCACACCUUCAGAACCAGAAAUGGUGAUAGAUAGCCUAACGUGGGGUUCUUUCUUAUUGAUGAGUUGUGUUUAGCUGAAAAUUCUUGCAGAGCAUUAAAAAUAAGUGGCAUUUAGUUAUCCACUGAAUGCAUCACCUUGACUGAAAACAAAGAAAUCUCAUUAAAUCAAAACUCUUUCAGAAAAUCUGAGACACAGAGUCACAUCCUCUGUGGACCGAGGACCCAGCCCUCUGUGGUCUGGGGCCCCCACAGCAAUUUCCAGUAGCAUUUUUUAUAUGCUCUGGCUUAGAUUUCUUUCCCUUUUCUCUCUCUCUCUCCUGUGUGUCUCUGUGUGUGUGGCUUUCUCGGACUGCCUGUCUCUUUCUGUACACACACCUACACACAUUCUUUUCCCAUCUUUCAAGACAAAAAAACCUUGGUGGCUUUGGAUCUAUAGACUUAUCAUUAUUGUGAUUACCAUUUAUUGUGAUUACUGUUACUGGUGUUGGUGUUUUUCUUGUUUUCAUUGUGUGGCAAUGUCUAUAUUUGCACUUCUGAUGAGGAAAACCAGUCUACUCUAAAGGCAAAUUAACUUCCUCCAUAAUGGAGUUAGUCAUGUUUUCACUUCUCCUGGCACGAAUUUAAUCACAGACCACUAUAGCUAUUGCCUUUUUUUCAGGCUUCCUUGCCAGAAAAGUCUCCUAGGCAAAUAAUGGCAAAGUCACAAUUCCAGAAUGCUGUCGAGAUCUGUUAUCUUCUUCCUUGAGCAUUUGUGACCUUCCUAGUUCACCAGAGGUCCCUGAGAUUAGGACUUCUUAGAAAAAUGUAUGGGCCGGACCGUAUCCGAUGUCCACGCAUGCUUCAUAACUCAGCUUCUUAGCACAAGAACUUCCUCUUUGUAAGGGAUCUGGGAGGCCAUUUUUUCCUUAAGAUUGAAAAAGAGACACAAAGAAACCAUUCUCCCCAGGUGAGGGACACAGGUGCCUUGUGCAGUGCUGUGUGUCACCGACAUGUAAUUGAUGAUGGCAGUUAAAAGGAGGUGAGAAUACUAGCCUGCAGGAAGUGAGAAAGAGGAUGGCCGGAUAUGAACAUGGGCACUCUUCCCAAAUGAAUGCUCAUCUCCUAGGUUUAGAACUGACCCGGUGUUUUGGGGUGUGUAUGUGUGUGUUUUAAGGAGUUUAACACUCAUGAGUUAAACACUCAUGGUUGCAAAGAAGGUUGGGAUUGCCUGAAAGAUAAAUUAAUUCUGAGAAACAGGAAUGAGUUUCUCAGCAUCACUUACCUCUUCUCUUUGCCUGCUUGUCUCCCCAUCUCACAGCUCCAGGCCCUUUGUAAUAGGAACAGUAAUUUGUUUAAAAAAAAAAAAAAAACCCCAUAGAUUGGUUUACGCUUUACACUUUGACCCUUGUAACAACACGAAAUUAUCCCAAAACUAAAGAGGUGAUUCCAGAUGCUAGAUGUAGAUCCUUAAUUAUCAAGCCCUUUAAUGACAAAACCUGCUCGUUAUGCAAAGAACCCGAUGAGGUCACUCACAUAUCUCUUUAUCACCCUGUGAACUAUGCCUGCCUCAAUCAAGCGGCUUUUUCAGGAAUCUCAGUGAUCAAAAACCUUUUCAUCCUUGUGCUACUUUUGCACUUACUACAGAGCUAUUCGCUCCAUAGCCACCUGAGAAAUGUUCGUUGAUGAUAAUGAUAAGGCAAGAACAUAGUCUCUUAAGGGGUCUGCAGGUCUGUACAGAGCAAGGGAGAACUUCUCUGAAGAAGGAAGCUCCACCCAAGGUACCCAGAAUCACUGCUUGGCAGAAUGUCUGUGGUCUUGUCAUCCUUACUGGGAUGACAAGGGCUCGGAGAAGCAGGAAAAUGUGAGGACCGUGUGUGCUAUGCAAACCAAAGACCAAUCACCAUCCAGAUGGACACAUGUUCUUCCAUUGACUCGUUUAAUUUUCUCCUAAUGUUCUCGUAAAUAAAGGUGAAGGUGGGUUGCCUAGUCAGACGAAACUGUGAAACCUUAGGGGAUUUUCUCUUGCAGGCUGGUGACUGCCCUUACUAAAUCCAGAAAUCUAAAAAAAAAAAAAAAAAAUGUAUCGUGGCCUUAGUACCACACCAUCUUUAAAGUCUGGUGUUUUCGUCUCCUUUUUCCCUCAAAAAAUCUUAGACAAAACUAGCGCUUUAUUGUACUCGGAAUUAUUGUUCUCUUUGAGAAUGUGAAGAUUUUAAAUAGCCAAAGAAUUUUCAUGUAGGAGAGCUUCUUAAUUAGAGUGUAUACCACACUUUUGAAGAAAAUACCAAACUAUUGCCUGUACGAAUACACAGCAGAGCAGUUGAAGAAGGAUUGCCAGCGUAAGGACUUUAUGUUGGCAUCUGUGGUACUUACUGGUCGGUAGGCUGUUAUUGCAUGGGGGCAGGGUGCCCCCUGCUGGACUAAUCGCCAUUAUUCUUUCAGCCGGUUAAUUUGACUAGGGUCACCAUUUCCUCAAGGACCAGUUAUUUGCCUUUCGUCAUACAGUUUUUCCUCAGUAGUUGAGAAUUUGGUCCACGUUUAUCAAAAGAGGAAAGAAUGUCACAAGCUCGGGGAAGUUGAAGGGGAGCCCCACAGAAGGUCUUACUGUCCGCAGCCCUUUCUUCUGCAAAAUGUCAAAGCGUAUCCUUAGUUCGGUUGGCAAAGAAGAUGCCUCUGGCCGGAAUGUUUGUGCAGAGUUCGAAGGCAAGGGCCAGAGUGUUUGGUAACUUAUCUCAACUCUCUUCUUGUCAAAUCACAAUGGAAGAUCAAUAAACAGACUUCUUUCAUAUGAAUGUAAAUGGUGUGAAAUACUGACGUGUUUUGUACAUGUACAUAAUAAUGUGUUUACUUCCUGCUCUCUCACAUUAGUAAUCUGAAAUGGUUGUACCAUUUUAUAAUUAGAAAGAGAUGUAGGGGGUGGGGGAGGGUUGGGAGGGGCUGUUAUUUUUAUAGUGGGAUGUCCCUUAUAUUUAGAAAACUUGAAGUAAUUUUGUACUUGUGAAAAGUUACAUUCCAUUCAUCCUGAAAAAUAAUGGGACUUGUUCUUUAAAAUAUUCAUGAGCUGGGAGGAUGAUUAUUCUAGUUUCCAGGGGAGCCUCCCAAGCAGUGUAUAUGUGAUACCCAAUUUUAUAGACUGCAGACCAUGACCAGCAAUUGCCAUUUCAAUAAUGUGAAAAGAAAAAAACCGACUUCUUUUAACCCCUUUGUAUAUAACACAUUGUUAUUUUCACCGAAAAAAAAAAUGUGCUACAAAGAAUUUACCAUUAUAAAAUAUUCAGAAAUGGCACCAUAAAUCAAUCUCUAGUAUUUCCCUGCUAGUGACAAAAAAAAUCCAGUGGAUUUAUUUUUCCUCCCUAUACAUGAAUUUUUGUGCUUUGAUCGUAAAACGAAUGAUGUCACAGGUGGAAUUUUACUUUGGCCAGUCUGCAGAUCAUACACAUGGUGGUGCAAUCAUGCUAUCACCCAUCCUCCACAUUCAGAUCAUGGGACAGCUUCCUGGAUUUAUUUGCCACAUAACUCAAAAAUCACAAAAAAUGAUCCCUGAUGACAUUUGCAUGGAUAGCUUUUAAUUUGGACCUUGGUUAGCUCUUCAUUGCCGAGAAAUUUAGUAGUGGAUUAUGUAGCUUUUUUACCCAAACAUCAUCUUCUGUACAAAAUCACAGGUAUAUUUAAAUGAUUGGUGAAGGCGGUAUAAUUGGUUUGGGUUUUUUUUCGGGGGGGGCGGGGGCGGGGUGGUAUAAAUCUCUUUCUCUUUCCUUUUUCCCCACCUCAGGCACCCACCUUACUCCUUCCAGAGCACUUUAUAUCUCUCUUGAAAUACACAGAAGUUUAAAAACUGUCCUUAAAGGGAUUUGUCUUCUAUUAGGAGACAUGGACUUUCAUUUUGCUUUAUUCUAUUAUCUAUGUGUUUGGAGAGCAUAGACAGUCUGUCUCAUACUGGGCUGGUGAAGAAAUGUUAAGGAUGAUAGUUGGAAACACUCAACCGUACAACAUGGCUAUUUUUGUUAUAUAGAAGACUAUAAUGUAAAUAAGUGCAAUCGUGUUCUUAUGUACUGGUUAAAAAAAAAAAUGCAACUUUAAAGAUUUGAAGAGGAUUGUGAGUUCCAGGAAAUUUCAUUGCAAAAUUUUGUUUGGUUUUGUUUUUUAAUAAAAUGGAACCAGAUGCUG